Messenger RNA from Lactuca virosa, 423 nucleotides. Lineage: Eukaryota; Viridiplantae; Streptophyta; Magnoliopsida; Asterales; Asteraceae. The record is from the annotation of a GenBank genome assembly.
AUGGAAGGAGGACACGACGACAACUAUGGCGGUUCACCACAACAACGACAAAGACGAGACAUCAGUGGUUCCAGAUCUGAAACUACGAUGACGGAUUUAAGUGUUAUCGCCGGUGGUCGGAGGCUGCGACGUGGAGGUGUCGUCGGCGGCGGUUCCAGUGGUGAGGUGGCCGUCGACGGUGGUGGAUGUGGUGGUAUAACAUCCACCAUUUUGCCGUCCUUACCACCGACGACUUUGCUCCGACGACUUACCACCACCGUCUCCUAUGUCGACAGCACCACCGCCACCACCAUCUCCUCCGCCGACUUCUGCUACUGCCAUAAAUCACCACCUCCUUCUCCGAUCCUUGGUGAAUAUCCAUAUCUACAUCAGAUCUUACUAGAUCCACAUCAGAAAUCACCACCAGAUCUACAUCAGAUUUGA